Messenger RNA from Homalodisca vitripennis (glassy-winged sharpshooter), 597 nucleotides. RefSeq lists its product as uncharacterized. NCBI's taxonomy places the organism in Eukaryota, Metazoa, Arthropoda, Insecta, Hemiptera, Cicadellidae. Bases 25 to 423 code for a protein of 132 amino acids. The record is from RefSeq and is a predicted model, not a curated record. The transcript is spliced from 3 exons.
UUGAAGAUAUUCACCAAUAAGGAAAUGAUGUUUAAGAAACUCAUCUGUUUCUGCCUGUUGGUAGCGAUGGUUCGCAGCGACACGAAGGAAGAGAUUUCCAAUUCCGUAGAGACAUCUCUCACAACAUCCGGCAACAUGAAACCAACUUUAGAAGAACUAAAGAAACAUGGAACAAACCCAAAACAAAAUGGAAUUUCUCCUCGCUCCUCUGGCUCGCUUUUCGGACUUGGGAUCGGUGCAAAUCUGCUAGGAGUGCAUGCAGGCGCAGGUAUAGGCCACGGCCGUGGAGGCUAUGGUGAUAUGGGCCAAGGGUUUGUUGGCAAACCUGCGGGAGGCCAAUAUCCACAGUAUCCCAUAUACCCAUACCCUUCGUAUGUGCAACCACAGCCAUACUACCUCCCAGCAGCUCGUCUACACCAGUGAACUAACUCAAGGAAUGCCACCAGCAAGACCUCCUACGUGUUACUUUCCCCCUUGCACAUAAAUGUAUUUCAGUUGAAGAACUCACUGGAUAGGGAUAUCCCUACCUACUUCUUUAUUUAGCAUUACUCAAAUAUAUUUUCAUAACAAAGCAUUAAAAAAUAAAUAAAAUACGAA